UACGGUAAUCCCACUAACCCUCCAUAGCUGUCAGCUGAUUGUCGAGUUGGGAGGAAAAGAAAACAUAGCCAUGGCGGCAGAGAUUCAUUCGAGGCCUCAAAGCUCAAAACCAGUUCUUCUAAAUAAGAUCGAAGGACACUCGGACGCGGUCAAUGCUGCAGUUUUGAUACCGAAAGAGGACGGAGUGAUCACGGUUAGCGAGGACAGAACUAUCCGGGUAUGGCUGAAGAGAGACAGUGGACAGUACUGGCCCAGCAUCUACCACACAGUCUCCUCGCCGUGCUCCUGUAUGUCGUACCAUCACGACAGCAGGCGCAUCUUCAUAGGGCAGGACAACGGAGCCAUUGUGGAAUUCCUUCUGUCUGAAGAUUUCAACAAGAUGAACCAUGUGAAAACCUAUCCUGCCCAUCAGAACCGUGUGUCAGACAUGGUGUUUUCUCUGGAGAGCGAGUGGGUGGUGAGCACCGGACACGACAAGAGUGUGAGCUGGAUGUGCACCCAGAGCGGCAGUAUGCUGGGACGCCACUACUUCGGCUCCUGGGCCUCCUGUCUACAGUAUGACAACGACACCCAGCAUGCCUUUGUAGGGGACUACUCAGGACAGAUCACCCUGCUGAAACUGGAGAGAGAGACCUACUCCACCAUCACCACACUGAAGGGCCAUGAAGGUAGUAUUGGAGCUCUGUGGUGGGAUCCUGUUCAGAGGCUUUUGUUCUCAGGAGCGUCUGACCACAGUGUCAUCAUGUGGGACAUCGGGGGCCGCAAGGGACGCACACUACUGCUCCAGGGACACCAUGAACGAGUGCAGGCGGUGCGCUACCUGCAGCUGACCAGGCAGCUGGUGUCCUGUUCUGCAGAUGGAGGCGUCACAGUGUGGAACAUGGACACACCCAGAGAAGAGGCUCCUCAGUGGUUGGACAGUGACUCAUGUCAGAAGUGUGAGCAGCCUUUCUUCUGGAACGUCAAACAGAUGUGGGACUCAAAGACCAUUGGACUUCGGCAGCACCACUGCAGGAAGUGUGGCAAAGCGGUGUGUGGGAAGUGUAGUUCCAAGAGCACUACAUACCCUGUGAUGGGCUUUGAGUUCCAGGUGCGAGUGUGUGACACCUGCUACGACACCGUUAAGGACGAGGAUCGUACUGCGUUAGCAACGUUCCAUGAGGGGAAGCACAACAUAGCCUUUAUGGACAUGGACCCUUCCAGAGGCCUGAUGGUGACCUGUGGCAGCGACCGUGUCGUCAAGAUAUGGGACAUGACGCAAGUGGUUGGCUGUAGCAUAGCAACAGGCUUCUCCCCACGUUGAUUAACCCCCGCCCCCUCGGCCCCCAAACUCUGUCCUCUACUCUACUGACAGGUGUCUCUGUCCUUGGGACUGCUGUUGCCAUGGCAACUCCUCUGUCUUCUCAUCCUUCUGGCUCCUCUUCUGUCUGGCUGCUUCUGUUCUCUCAUCUCCCACUGGACGUUUGGAUGAAGAUACGUAUGUGUGUGUGUGUUGUGUAAAUGGGUGGGUACUAGUGUUGGUAACCCUUCGCUUGAUUUGGUGUCAGUUUUGUACGUGAGAAGUUGAGUCUCAAAUGUGUCUCAGGUCUAACUUCCAGUGUGUACCCAUUCAGCGGAGCUCCAAGCACAAUGUUAUGUUCUAAUAUGUGUGUGUGUGAAUGGAAGGAGCAGUGUUGGUGUUUGUGUUUACGUAUGUUAGACUUCUGUCUGGUUUCUUUGACAUAGUGGGUCAGCUCUAAUUCCUCUUGCACUGUAACAUUGGACUGCUAGACCCCGAUAAUCCACUAAGCCCUGCCCAACAGACACACAUAGGGCUCUCCUAUUGGCUGCUUACUUCAACUUUCUACAUUUUUAAAUAUCGCAAAUGCUAACCACGACAACACAGCUUUUAUAUAUCAAUAUGCAUAGUGUGUACAGUAUGAGAUGUAGUGUGCUUAUCGCUGUAUAUCCCUCACUGAUCAUGAGGUCAGUUUCUCUCUUUCCUCGCUAGUCGUUAUUUCUCUCUUUCUCAUUCUCUCUCUUCACUAGUUGGCCUUAAACUCACUCGUUUGUCUCAGGAGGAGGAGAUGGAAGAGUCAUUAGAGGGCAUGGCUGUGUGUGCCGUCACCAUGGCAACCCUGGCCGAGCCGUAGCCACAGCUGUUCUCCCACAGACCUUGUCCAACUUCACCUCAGACACACCUAAAACAUAUUUCAUCAAUUUACACAGCUGUACAGAUAUCACUUCUAGCCCUGAUAACCAAGACCCCAUACUCUGUUGCCUUUGCGUUAAGUUAAGAUGAAUUUGCGUGUAAUGAAAAACGGUGUAUGGUUUUGAACAAGAGGUUUUUAUUUGGCUUUUGCUCUCUUUAGACAGGCACUUAGGUACUGAAAUGGUACUGUAUAAAAGUCAAUGUAGCACUAUAGUUCCCAUGCACUCUGAUGUUUUACGCUGUCUCAUCUCUCACUGUGGGAUUGUGGGUAAAAUUUGAAGCUGCUUGCAUUUCCUCUAAGGCCUUAAGAGAGGGAUGCAUCAAGCCUUCUAGAUCCUUCAAAACUCUCACGACUGUUCUCUCACACGUACACACUUACACACACACACACUACUCUGUAGCAUAGCUGCGUUUUUCUCUCAACCCUCACCCAUGAAUACUUAGCAUUCAACACUAUUGACUAGUUUCUCUGUCACUCUCCCACGCUGUUCUGUUUCCAGAGCCCCAUAAGGUUCUCCACUGCACUGAAAUGCACUAAUUGUGGUUUAGAGAGCAGAUGGGCUGUGCAUUUUAUUUUAUUUUUACAAGUUAGAUUUUUUGGAGAUUUGAUUUGUUACGUCUUGAGUUGCAUAGCAUCCUUAAACUGGUAAAUAUUUGGCUAAUUUGUGGUAGGUUAGACUAACGCUUGCCUUAAGCUAAAAACGGAACAUAACGUGGAAGUUCCGAUUUUCAAAUGUAGUCCCAUUCCAGUUUUGAUCACCUAGUAUAUCAUAUUUAUAUUUGUAGCAAUGUGUUUGAUUGUUUCUGGUUGUUUACUUCAUGUAUAGGAUGGUGGUGGUAGUGGUGAGAUCACACAGACAGGAUGAUGUCACAGGAUGAAUUGGUCACAAGAUGUGCUGAUGUCACUGAGAAAUCUGUCACAGGUGUGCUUGCCAUGUCAUGUCAGAAACAUGAUGACAUGUUUAUGUCACAGAGGCGUUGACAUCAUACAUAAAUAUUGUGACAUCACAGAGAUUCAGAGGUGUUCAUGUUACACAUAGAUGUCAUACAGAGAGGAGUUAAUAUCACACAGAAACAUGCUAAUAUCACAGAGGGACAUGGUGAGGUCACAGAAGCUGCAGGUAGCCUAGCUGUUAAGAGCGUUGGGCCAGUAACCGGAAGGUCGCUGGUUCGAAUCCCCGAGCCGAC
Messenger RNA from Coregonus clupeaformis (lake whitefish), 3379 nucleotides. Its product is annotated as WD repeat and FYVE domain-containing protein 1. The record is from RefSeq and is a predicted model, not a curated record. Gene Ontology annotation, molecular function: protein binding; metal ion binding. Lineage: Eukaryota; Metazoa; Chordata; Actinopteri; Salmoniformes; Salmonidae. The transcript has 12 exons. The coding region runs from base 71 to 1303 and encodes 410 amino acids.